This is a messenger RNA of Cheilinus undulatus (humphead wrasse), 2387 nucleotides long. It is a transcript of the gene hoxa3a, whose product is annotated as homeobox A3a. Gene Ontology annotation, biological process: regulation of transcription by RNA polymerase II. The coding region runs from base 245 to 1492 and encodes 415 amino acids. The transcript has 4 exons. Gene Ontology annotation, molecular function: DNA-binding transcription factor activity, RNA polymerase II-specific; RNA polymerase II cis-regulatory region sequence-specific DNA binding. The record is from RefSeq and is a predicted model, not a curated record. Gene Ontology annotation, cellular component: nucleus. NCBI's taxonomy places the organism in Eukaryota, Metazoa, Chordata, Actinopteri, Labriformes, Labridae.
AGUGAGCCGACUCGGACGUGGGGAGGAAACACGAGCUGGACGUGAUGGCUGCGGGCGAGGAGCACGAAAUCCUGCUGCGUAAAAUCAGGCCAUCGAACGGUCUCGGAGACACCUUGAACUGCCUUCGGUUCACCCGAGGAGGCCAUUGGCGGAGAGGCGUCACGUGACCACGGGGUGCCAAUGUUAUUCUACAAGGGUGUCAAGACCCUGUCAGUUUCUGAAAUAAAUAUUGGGAAACGGCGAGAUGCAAAAGGCAACCUACUACGACAGCUCUGCAAUUUACAGUGGCUACCCAUAUCAAAGCGCAAAUGGCUUCAGUUAUGAUGCCAAUCAGGUCCAAUAUCCCCGCGCCUCUCAUGUGGAAAGUGAGUACCAUCGACCUGCCUGCUCCCUGCAGUCUCCUGACGGCUCCGUGGCUCUGCAGAAGCCGGGGGAGAUGGCGGAGAGCUGCGACAGGACCACAGCCAUUCAGGCGGCGCAGUCCAAGGUUCAUCCCGAAAGCAAUCAACCGCAGGUGCCGGUGUCAGGCCCGCCCCCUCCCCCACAAUCCCCCGGUGCUAUCAGCCAUAACAACACGAGCAACGGGUCCAGCCAGUCCAGUGCCAAGAACGGCUCCCCGACCUCCACCACCCGCAGCAAACAGAUCUUCCCCUGGAUGAAGGAAUCCCGUCAGAACACCAAGCAGAAACCCGCCAGUAGCUCCAGUUCAGUGGAGAGUUGUCCCGGAGACAAGAGUCCUCCGGGGUCAGCAGCAUCGAAGAGGGCCCGGACAGCUUACACCAGCGCGCAGCUCGUGGAACUGGAGAAGGAGUUUCACUUUAACCGGUACCUCUGCAGACCCCGGAGGGUGGAGAUGGCCAACCUGCUCAACCUCACUGAGAGACAGAUCAAAAUCUGGUUUCAGAACCGCAGGAUGAAAUACAAAAAGGAUCAGAAAGGCGUGGGGAUGAUGCCUUCUCCUGGAGGGCAGUCCCCUCGGAGUCCCGUGGGCCCUGCCUCUGGCGGUGGAGGGGGAGGCGGAGGAUACCUCAACUCUAUGCAUUCUCUUGUAAACAGUGUACCUUAUGACUCCCAGUCGCCAACGUCUUACAACAAACCUCAUCAAAACGCGUACGGUAUGGCUACGUCAUAUCCCCCUCCUUUGAACAACUGCCCGCCCUCCCAGAAGAGGUAUCCCGGGGCCGAUUCGGCCACGCCCGAGUAUGACGCGCACCCUCUUCAAGGCAAUGGCAACUAUGGGACGCACAUGCAGGGUAGCCCUGUUUAUGUCGGCGGAGGUUACAUGGAUUCAAUGCCCAACUCUGGGACCUCCGUUUUCGGUCUGACCCACCUCCCUCACCCGCCGUCCGCAAACAUGGACUACAACGGAGCAAUCACGAUGGGCAACAGUCAGCAUCACGGAGUGUGUGAUCCCACACCGACAUACACAGACCUAACGCCGCACUACUCUCAGGGAAGAAUCCAGGAAGCGCCCAAACUGACGCAUCUGUAGCGACGGAUCACUCCGCCCUAUUGUCUAAUCCACCUCCAGACACAUCACUGCUUUGUUUCUGCGCCUCCUCACCGCUCCCACCUCCUCUCUGCUUUUGUUUAUUUUCUCUAUAGUUUGAUGUGUGAAGUAGCGUAGGAUAAAUAAUCACGACUUGCUUGAAUUUUUCUCUAUUUGCUCGUGUCAUUGUCUCACAAAGACCUUUAUCUGGGCUGUAGAGCGGGAGGGAGGGGGGCACAGUAUAUGCAUAGGACUAUUUAAUCUUCUUUUUUUAAAAUCUUGUUUUAAAUUGAAUCUCAGACAGGGUAUUAUGAACACAUGUUAUUCAUUUAAAUGUGAAUUUGUCCGUCUUUUAUUUAUCCGCAGUUGAAGAAUUGUGUUUUGCAUUUUGUUGCACUUGUGAAAGGAUCCUUCCAGAGCCACGAGCUGGGAUUGUGAGGGAAACACAUUUUCAAAAACAAGGGUCACGGGCUUACACGCAACCCCCCUUGCUUGUGUUGUUCUAUUGGACUUUCUAAUGUUAUUUAUUUUGUUGGGUGUAAAGAUAAAGGAGUCCUUUAGUAUUAUUUGACACCACCAUCUUUGUGUGGGGAGAAGGUCUGUGGAAAAAAAAAAAAAAAAAGCUUCUCGGCCCUUUUUUCCCAGCCUGUAGUCCGCAGCAUGCAGCACACCGUGCUGCUGAUCCAGACUGGUUCUCCAUUUCUUCUUCUUCUUCCUCGAGGAGGUGUUUUCUUUUCUCAGCGAAUGUAAAAUCAAUCAGCCAUGCAAUAAGGGUGCAAAGAAGGACAAACGUUUCUUUAAUGAAGAAAAAAAAAGAAACACACAUUUUCAUUUUUUUCGAUGUCAUACAUUCCAUGCUGCUCCAGUCCGAAGAAUAAAUAAAAAGAAAUGAAAUAUA